CUCACUUGUAACUCUUGUUCUCGUUUGCGCUGAUUCCCCCAGCACAUCUCUCAUCAUGAACGGAGACGGCCCAGAACCAAAGCGGCACUGGCGCAAGCACUUCCUUCCCCUCGAAUCGAACCCAGAUGUCUUCACCGAGCUCAUCCACAAGCUCGGCAUGUCGGAUUCCCUCAGUUUCCAAGAUGUCUACUCGCUCGAUGAUCCCGAGCUGCUCGCGUUGAUUCCGCGCCCAGCCCACGCGCUUGUCCUGGUCUUCCCGACAACGAGAGCGUACGAGAAGCGGGUCGUGGACGAAGAUGCUAGGCUGACCGAGUACGUCGGCUGUGGGGACGGGGAGGGAGUAGUCUUCUUCAAGCAAACUAUCAACAACGCCUGUGGACUGUAUGCUAUUCUCCACGGAAUCUGCAACGGCAGUGCAAGGGCGUUGAUGGGAGACGAAGCUCUCAUGGCCAGCCUGCUCAAGGCUUGCACACCUCUCAAGCCAGACGAGCGGGGACUAGCGCUCGAAGAUAGCAAGGAGCUCGAAGAAGCCUACGCUUCGGUGGCUAGCAAAGGCGACACAGCACCACCGGAAAACCCCGAAGUAGACGUCGACUACCAUUACAUCUGCUUCGUGAAGUCUCAGCAGAACGGGCAUUUGUAUCAAAUGGACGGCAUGCGCAAACGACCGCUCGACCUUGGCCCUCUCUCGACGGAAGAAGACGUGCUUUCAGACGCGUGCCUCCGCGUCAUCCGCGACAUGAUUGCGAGCGAGCAGGGUGCAAACUUAGGAUUCAACCUCAUGGCUCUGGUGUCUGAAUAGUACCUCGGUGCUUUUGAUAUGAAAAGAUGUUGGGAUGGUGCAGGGAUAUGUAGGUGCGCAAGGAGUCACACUCUUCGUAGGAGAUCUCGGAAGAGCGAGGAAGUGUGAACUAUGAAGGACCUUUUUUGUUCUUGCAACGGAAAGCACGGGCGAUUGGUGCAGCCGCAUGCACCGCAUCGACGCAGAACGCGAAGAUGAGGGAUGCUCCCCAAGGGGACUUGUGAAGGUGUCGGAGACCAAGUGGCUGGUGUGCGGGUUGCUUAGGUAGAAGUCAUCAAAGCUGCAGUAGAAAUGAUGGAACACGCGUC
Trematosphaeria pertusa is the source of this 1110-nucleotide messenger RNA. Its product is annotated as ubiquitin carboxyl-terminal hydrolase, family 1. Gene Ontology annotation, cellular component: cytoplasm. Gene Ontology annotation, biological process: ubiquitin-dependent protein catabolic process; protein deubiquitination. Lineage: Eukaryota; Fungi; Ascomycota; Dothideomycetes; Pleosporales; Trematosphaeriaceae. The coding region runs from base 56 to 802 and encodes 248 amino acids. The transcript has 2 exons. Gene Ontology annotation, molecular function: cysteine-type deubiquitinase activity. The record is from RefSeq and is a predicted model, not a curated record.